UAUUUCUCUGAAUUGCAUUUCCCUAUUUUGAUUUAUACCAUAUAUUCCAGAAUUACUUCAAGUGAACAAUUGACUAGACUUAGCAUUUGUCUAUGAUGGGUUCCACCGGUGGGGCAAAAUACGCACACCUUUUCGCGAACACCUGGUAUCAUCACUAUUUGAUAGUGAUUCAUAAACGCAUGCCCUGUCAUCGGAUCGCAAGUAAGCACACCAUGGACUCUUUGCAUUUCCGAGAAUAUCAGAGAGGAAUGAUGGUUUCAAACAAUGAAUCAUUUCCCGAUGCUGAUGUUCAUUUAAACGAGGUGUUGUCAAAUGCAGUUGGCCGAGGAGAAAGGAUACAGGUUACAGACACGCUCGCCUGUAUCCACUGGAAAGGAUCUCAUGGUUCAGUGACAUCAACACUAACCCUCACACAGCCGAAAUUAGAAGACCCUGAUCGAAUUGAUGAGGAAUUUUGUGAAGCCAUGGUUCGGGAUCCGACUCAACUACACACCUUCAUUCGUGAUGUACAUAAGCACCAAGCAGUCAAACUGGUUACGGUGAAGGUCCAUCCCAUUGCUUUUACAUUUCGUCAUUUCGAGAAUGACCUGUUCGUCAGAUGUGCAAAGGACUUUAUGAAUGCUAUACGUUGUCUUGUUUCAAACUGCGUGCAUUCAAAACCUGAGAUCAAAACAGCCCUUAAAGUUAAUAGAGAAAAUACAGACACUUGCACUUCUUUCCAUCGCGGAUUUGGGAACCACAGAACCGGUAAUCAGUCCACCAGGUAUUGCAUGACGGAGGGAAGAAACACACAACUGGAGAGUGUAGCAUCCACAAAGGAGAGGUUUGCUGUUAUUGAUAGAGAAAUGAAGAAACAAAAACAUUUCAUUGAAACUCAGUUCGCCCUACACAGACAGCAGAAUGAUGAGAUUAUGUCGACACUCUCUCAUGUACUGUGCACACUCCAGGCAGGCCUGACCAGUGCUGAGAUCCAAAAAGUCAUAGCUGAAGAAAAAAACCGUUUGACACAAAGUUUUGAGAAGAAUGACGAACCAAGAUUAACUGUCAAAGAUGAAUCACAAGAUGAUUUGGCGAGCCACACGUCGCUCUCCACGUUAAGUUCUGACCAUCAGGUACAACGCAAUGGACCUGAUGACUUCUCAAGAACUGAUCACGGGAGUCAAGAGAACCAUGGCUGCACCCAUGAACCUGUCCGCAAGGAAAACAGAUCAGAUGCAGCCCAAACAAAGGAAAAUGAACGAGCCACUGCAGCAACUGCAGAUGCAACUACCCAUGCAUCGGGUUCAAAGAUAAAACCAGAAACCAGUCGUAACCAUGAAACGUCCGGUACCAUAAACACAACGAAACAGGAUGGCGUCGGCAAGGUCGCUGAUAGUCUGGCUGCGUCCAAAGUUCAGACGAAAUACUCAAGAAAAAAUACACGACUGUUUUCGAGUUCAACGUCAAGCAACGUAAUGACGCUUGAUCGCUUGAAAGCAGGUCAGGACACGUCGGGGUAUAAACCUUCUGGAAAAGGUGAAGGUCAAAAGGUUAAGACACUCGCUAACUUGAAGGAAGAAGAAUGGAAAGAAGAUCGCGAAAAACAUGACGCAACUCUUGCAUAUCUAAUGGGUCUCCAUGAUCCCAGCGACGGAACAGUAGACAGGGAUGAUGUCUUGAAGAGUCUCACCAGUGGUAAAUCGCUCGUGCCCAUUAAAAAGGAAAGGACAAGGUCUGGCGAACCGUCGAAAGGUAGAAAACGUCCGGUGUUAGAUGUACAGAGUCUUAUUAGCAGUAAUCCAGAUGACACAAGGCUGUGGAGCGGACUUGAAGACGUACUUCAGGAAGAUGACGACGGAUCUCUCCGAGCUGAAGCAGCAUUGGACACAGUGUUUUGUCUGGACACGUCUGGGAGCAUCAGUGAACAGGCAUUUGCACAGAUGAAGGAUAUUGUCCUUGACUUCCUUACUGGUAUUGAAGAGGUUGCUGAAAAGUAUGAUAUUGAGGAAAACGUCGCUUUAGUGACAUUCGGAGGAAAGGCUAAAGUAAUACACCAUCUUUCGAAUGACUACGCAAGUCUGCAGGAUGCUCUUGAAAAAGUAGAGCGAGGAGGUCCUUCUCCACUUCUCCAGUCCCUGGUGGUUGCCCUUGCCUGUCUUUCAAGAGGUGGCAUCUGUAAUAUGGGAGGCCUUUUGGUUCCACCAAGGAUUGUCUUCAUAACUGAUGGAUUGGCAUCUGCAGAGUUACCGGAGACAGCGCCAGAUACAACGUGCCCAUCUGAGAAAGAUAAAAUGCGCCUCAUUGGUGCAGUUGGAGCAUUAGGAAGUGAACAUGCCAGAACAUAUAUAGCAAGUCCUCUUGUGUGGAUCCCAAUCGGGGAGGCCGACAGGACAUUUCUCGAAUCUAUGGUGAAGUUGUGCCACGGAAAACUGCUGGAAGGAAAAGACGUGAAGACACUUUGUAACCACCAACGACUUCGGAGGAUAGCGAGUAAUGUUUUGGUGUACAUGAGACGUCGGGAUACCGAGUCAGAUAACUUUAAAAGUGAAAUGGAAAUGGUGAUCAACGCCUUAGGCGACACUUUGACAACAUCAGAAAAGGAAGAGAUUGCCACAUUGGUCAAAAUGAACAUCUACAACGUUGAGGGCAAUCUCGGAGCUAUUGACAGUUUUGAUAACAUCACGACAAGAGACAACUUACCCCCACUGGGCAGCAGAGUGGUCCGUGGACCAGACUGGAUGUGGGGGGACCAAGACUCGCAGGGUCCCGGGACAGUCAUCAACCACGAUGCUGAUGGCCCAAGUGUGUGGGUCUUAUGGGACAACGGUCAACGGAACGUUUACAGAUGCGGCGUCCAAAACGAGUUCGAUGUUCUGAUUGUGGAUGACCAACCGCGGACAUUUGGUGAUAGCCAUAUGGUUGAGAUAGGAGCUCAAGUCGAACGAGGUCCACACUGGCAGGAGUCGUAUGGGAACCAGGAUGGCGGGCCCGGGAGUCACGGAACUGUCAUAAGACGCAAAGGACAGAUAAUCAUGGUGAGAUGGGACAAUGAAAGUAUCCACAAGUACAGGUUUGGGGAAAACAAUAUGUACGACGUGGCAAUGAGGGACCCAUUUGCCUGUCUGCUGGAGAGGAGUUCCCCACAGUCAACCAAGAAGAGUGAUACCAGCCUCUCUCUCAGUCACCCUCAACAUACAGAAAAGCAUGGCCGACCAGAAAGUGACAGGUCGUUUGUGUGGCAGAGGAACGAUGGGCGACACGGAUGGCAGGACUACACAGAGGCUGAGAAUGCCAAGAUGAUGACUGAGUACAGGAAGCGAAAGAUGGGGUCGUGUCUUCUCAGUAGGAAUGGCCAAAGUUUCAGAAUAUCCUUCCGAAACAAUAUUGAGAGAUCUGUGGAGGAUAAUACGACCGCAGACAUACGGAAACGGUUCACCGAUUAACUUUGGGUUAUCCUGGAAGUAGGGCCUGAGAGGGUUGAUUGAAACAUGGUGCAAAACCAGCGUUUGUAAAGUGGAGUUUGAAAGAUCCUGUAGUGAAUACUAUUUCACAAAGGACGACAGUCUUUUUUUUUCAAUAAUAUGAUUUGAGUAAAUAUCACAUUGUCUUCUUUCUAUAAUGAAUGUGCGAGUCUUGGAUCAUUUCGUGUUUGUUUGAGUAAACUGUUUUGUAGAUCAUGUGUAAACUCAACUCAACGUUACCGUCCUCCGUAGAUCGUAGAUGCUAUGCAUAGCACUGAAACCAAUGUGGUGGCCAGGAAAAUGAACAUGUAGACAUGAUAACAAGAAACUGUAAUUGGUUUUGCCUGUCGGAGAUAUAAACCAUACAAGAGAUCAGUUGUAUGCUCAGUACGAUACACAUACGUUAUGGUAACGAUUAUUGGCUUUGGUUGAUCCAAGAUGGAUCUGAUAUUUGUGAAACUGAACCUGGCUACUUUGAUGUAGUAGAAAGUACACGAGAUGACGGAGGACAAGUGUACGUUAAUGAGUACAGUGUACAUCAGACGCUGCUUAUAUGUACUCAGUGCUGAAAAUUCCCCAAACUUAUUUCAUCCAGACAACCGGUCUGGCAACUCUCCUAAGUUACCAGACCGGAUAAAAUGCUGCCAGUCCAGAAAUUUCUGGACUAACAAAAGCAACAGGAAGGUAAAUUUGAGGAAGGCACGCUUGAGUGUCGCCAUAUUGUCAACUUUAACCAGAGCUCCAUACACACGGUCGUAGGCAUCGCAUGUCUAUAGCUUCCUCAGUAAUACACUGUUAUGAGUGCAAUUCUAAAACGGACUCUAAUUGGGUAAUUUCGAUUACUUGGCCAA
Molecule: messenger RNA, 4291 nt
Organism: Haliotis rubra (blacklip abalone)
Lineage: Eukaryota; Metazoa; Mollusca; Gastropoda; Lepetellida; Haliotidae
Exons: 20
Coding region: 93-3422 (1109 amino acids)
Biological process (GO): protein ubiquitination
Cellular component (GO): cytoplasm
Molecular function (GO): ubiquitin-protein transferase activity; metal ion binding
Source: RefSeq, a predicted model, not a curated record